AAACUGGUAUGUGGUAUCUAAGAUACUUACUAGUCUACAUAUAUGACUCAAAAAUAAACUUGAGAAAGGAUCACAAAAAAUGUUCUCCUUGGCCACCAUGCUGCAUAUUUUAUGACUAUUACUGUUCUGUCUGAUCUCAUUUGCAACAGUCAUUUCUGUGUUGAGAUACCUUAAUAUCAGCACCAUGUUAGAAUCUUUUCCCAACAUGCUGAUGAUGAUGAACAGGACAUACAUGGUUUAACUAUAUAAGGUUGAUCAAUGAGGAUUUCUGUCCUUCAGUUUAUCUUUGUUGUUACGUCACUGAGAUUGGGAAAUGCAAACAAUCUUGUCAUUCCCAUGACAGAUUGGUUGACCUGUGUGAUCACAUUUUGGUUAUUGGUUAAUUUGGUUAAUGCCCGUGAUGUCACUGAGAUCAGUGACAUCACAGACAAAGAACAAACUACAUCCUCAAAAAUGAGCUUCUCAUGGGUCAACCUUAUACUAGUUCAACCAUGAGGACAUAAUCCUAGAAACAGCAACAAAUGGAACUGCAAGUCCCUGUGCAAUCAUGCAGCUUUCUUUGAUUUCCAACAGCUGUCUCUUUUCUUUUAUUUUGAUUUCAUUUUGUUGUAAUAUUAGAGUUUGUAGAAUUCAAUUUGUGUUAGAUAUUUUUGUUAGGUAUAGUCCAAUAUUUAUUUGUGAGCUCCAGAAAUUUGAGUGCAAUGUUCUUUGUAGCUAGUUUACUGCCAGUAGCUUUUCUUUCAAAUCUAAAUAGAUUUUUGUAAUGGUAAGAAUUUAUAAUUGAAAUCAACAAUAAUUAAUAAUACGGCAACUUUUGCUUUUGGCAAAGCUUGAAGAUUCAAGUGAAUUAAAGGAAAUAAUUAGUGUAAAUCAGUUUUGUAUUCUUGAAGGCUGACUGAUUAUGAUAUUGAUAUCUUUAAGAUUCAGAUCAAGCAUAAGAGUUUAACUUGUUGUGAACACCAGAAUUGCAAACUGAGGUCUGGUAGAUCCUGCAGAGCUAUUCAAAUUUAAUACCAUCCAACAACAUGGAAUUGAAUAAACUAUCUCCAACCAGGCUCAAUGAAAUGAUCUUUUUCCUAAAACUGACACAGACCAGGUGACAAAACCCCAAAAACCAGGUGAUAAAACCCAGUCUUGGUUGCCAAACAAGUAAAUAAAAUGAUUCAAUGCUCUACAAUUGAAGAUGUGUUGAUCAACAAAAGACAUAACCUUGUAGCUGUGGAAUUCAAACCUAAUGAAGAAGAUGCAAUGAAAACCUAACUUUCCACCAGUAAUCUUGGACAAUGGCAAUCUUGGACAAUGGCAAGCUUGCCAGAUAGUCAAGAUCUCCCAACUUCCAAAAUUUUUUGGAGCAUCAAAAUAAGACUCCUUUGUCCUCAAGUUAGACUUUGAAAGCAAACAGAUAUCAGAAAAAUAUAUUUUUGCUUGCAUCUCAUACAGUACGGUAUGAGAGAUUAUAACCCUCCUCCUCUCAGAUGCUGCAGGUGUCAGCAACAGAGACACCUUUCAAGUGGGUGCACUGCCCCUGAAUGUUGUUUGCUCUAUGCCAGUAAUCAUUCUAAAAAUGUGUCUCUAUAGAGGUCUGUAUAAAUUCAGGUCUCUAUAGAGACCUGAAUUUUAGGCAAAUUAUAGUAGCUUGUGCAAAGAAAUUUUCCUAUCUAAGUUGAUGAAUUAUGUAUGGAAGAAAUAGUGCCAGCAAAAAAGUGCCUAAGUCAAGAAAGCCUCCAUGUCAAAAAACCUUGCAUGCCAAUGUUGCUCCAGGUGGCUUACCUGGGGGUUGGGAUAAUUUUCCUCCAGUUGCACGCCAACAAAUUUCAGCAAAGAGUUGGGUUGAACAGUGCAAUGCUAAAAGAGAGCUUGAAGCUGUCAAACGACAGCAAUGGCUUGAUGCUAGCAAGCAUUUCAAAACUGUUCAGUUGAAGGCUGAUAUGUACAAUCAAAAACCAUCUGCCCCAAGGUGCUGCACUCCUCUUGUGACCAACAUUGAGCAGCACUCCAAAUCAACCCAACAUUUUCAUGGAGCUACUGGCAUGGGACGUCAGCCAUCAUCUGAGGAAGAUGCUUCUUAUCAUGAACAUCCUCCUAACCUUGAAAAUUCACUGCUACAACCUGAUCUUACAAAUGAAAACCAAAAUGCAUCUGACAAGUUGAUGUUGACAUGUAAUAAGCCACGAACAUUAUUGGAUGAAAGCUCAUAUCUUAAACCAGAGAUUGCUGCCUUAAAAUCACGUCUGGAAGAAUUGAAGAAAAGAAAUACAGAGGAACGACAAAAGCUUAAUGAGGAGCUGAGUUACAGAGCCUGGCAGAACAGCAACACUGCAGUGAGACAGAUGGAGAGUGAGCGGCUGCAGCAUUUUGUGCGCAGUGCUUGGGUUGAUCAGAGAAGAUGGAAGGAGGAUGAGAAAUUACGUAGGGAAUUGGAAGAAAGAAGAAUUGAGGAGGCCGCAGCUGCAAUUCAAAGACAACAGGAAGAGGAAGAAAUUAAACUUUCUCUAGCAAAGCAAAAACAAAGAGAAGAAUAUCAACGAGAAUUGGAGAAGCAAUUGCACGACAUUAAACGACGAGAGGAAGAGAAGGCCAGACUGGAGGCAGUAGCUGAAAGCUUAUUAAGAGAGCGGAAUGAGCUCGUGGCACUCAUGGAGAGACGAGAGUCGCAGUUACAGUCAAGAAAGUCCCGAGCUCUCGCAGUGUCAUGGGCAAGACAACACCACAUCAAACUAAGACAACGAGCGUUGCUAGUCAAGCAGGAGUUGAUGGAGGAUGAAGCUCUUGUUCAAGAAUACAUUAACUUGCAACAAAACUAUGCGUCUGGCUCUGCAAUAAAAGACGACUUGUCAUUUGUCAUGAACGUGAUAGAAGAACAUAAAAAGUUGGAAGCACUUCGUGACAAGGAGUACGACUUGCUUUUCAGUGAGGAAGCUGCGCGGUUGUGGCGGGUACGAGAGCAACAGUGGGAACGUGAACAAGAAGCUCGUGACAAACUUUUGCUGGAUGUUCUCAAGGAGCGUCAGCAUCAGGUUGAUGAAAAGGCCAGGGCGGCCGCUGAGGAUGAAGAUAAACUGAAGCAUGAGUGUGCAGAAGCCAACGAUCGCAUUGCCAGGACAGAAGAAAAUCUUUGGAGGUUAGAUGCUAAAGGUCAGGAGAAACAAGAUGGUAUGACUAAAAAUUACUGUCUAAAUGACAUGACCGCAACUGCCAAUGCAAGGGUAUUAAUUAAUGAACAAGAUGCACAAUCGGAAGCCAAUCAUAGAAAGAAAAUCGCAAGACUUGAGGCUGAGAUGGCGCGUUUGUGGGGGCCUCUCUACGUUCCUCCUCACUACGGCCGCAAAAAGGUGCAAUGGUAGCCGCGGUAUCCAAAGACCAUUGAAGAGGUACGACGCUGCUGUGACGUCUCUGUUCCAGUCAUCACAGAAGCUCAGCUUUUAGACAUUAGUUUCUUCUUAAAUCUUUCCAUGCCUAAUUUACUUGCCAAUACUAGCAGUGAAUAUAUGCCUAGUUUUUCGUUUGUGUUUUCGUGCUACAUCAUUUUUAUCGUUACGGAUAUACUUGUCUUACAUCAUGUAUCAAGUGCUCAGCAUUAUUAAGUUAAUGGUAGUUACAGUGGAUAUUAUAUUUUACUCAAUACUCACUGGAACAAUACUCAAUUCUGGAACAAUACUACUUCUAAUAUUUAUUUUCGUAAAAAUGUGCAUUCGCAUCGGUAUGAGCAACCAAUGUGCAGAUCUUCCGCUUGUUUGAUGCGAGAAUUUACUUCAAGGUACUUGUGCAGCUGAUAACUUCGGAUUAAAUAAAGAAAUGUAUUUUUGUAUUCUGUUCUUCAACUGAUAAACGCGGCUUAAAUAAAGGAUUCUCUUGA
Messenger RNA from Hyalella azteca, 3856 nucleotides. RefSeq names its product trichoplein keratin filament-binding protein. Bases 1674 to 3344 code for a protein of 556 amino acids. Gene Ontology annotation, biological process: apoptotic process. The record is from RefSeq and is a predicted model, not a curated record. Gene Ontology annotation, cellular component: keratin filament. NCBI's taxonomy places the organism in Eukaryota, Metazoa, Arthropoda, Malacostraca, Amphipoda, Hyalellidae. The transcript is spliced from 5 exons.